Molecule: messenger RNA, 1329 nt
Organism: Spodoptera exigua (beet armyworm)
Lineage: Eukaryota; Metazoa; Arthropoda; Insecta; Lepidoptera; Noctuidae
Source: the annotation of a GenBank genome assembly
CAACUGUCGACUGUCAUGUUAUUUGAUCAAUGUUAGGAAAAUUGAUAGAUUAAUUAUUUUAGAUUCCACAAUAAAGUAAUGGCAAGUAUAGAACUAGAUAUUUGGCGAGGAGAAUGGGGCCUUGCCUCAAUAGAUUUAGAAUGUCUAAAAGUCUUGACCUAUAUGAAAUUUAUUGGAGUACCUGUAAGAGUACGUGAAGCCAACAAUCCAUUUUUUACACCUAAAGGGAGGCUCCCUGUCAUGAAGGAUGGCCGCAAACUGCUUACAAAUUUUGAAGAAGUUGUCGAUCACUUAAAGUCGUUGCACUACAGCACAGACGUGCAUCUCAAUGAGAAGCAGGCAGCAGAAGCCAGUGCAUUCACACAGUAUUUACGAGAGAAGCUGUACCCUGCAUACCAGUAUGCAUGGUGGGUUGAUGAGAAGAACUAUUGUGAUCUAACAAGGCCAACAUAUGCUAAGGCACUUUGUAUACCCUUCAACUUUUACUAUCCAUCACAUUACCAAAAUUCAGCAAAAGAGAUGGUGGAUGCUUUAUAUGGUGAACACACAGAUUUAAGGGAGAUUGAAAAAAUACUGUACAAUGAAGCAGAGAAGUGCCUUAAAACAUUAUCAGAUAGAUUGGGAGAGAGUGAAUACUUCUUUGGAAAUAGACCUUCAUCAUUUGAUGCCACAGUGUUUGCAUACCUCGCACCACUUGUCAAGGCACCAUUCCCUAAUGCAACACUAGCCAAUCAUGUCAAAGGCAUAGCUAACCUCUCCAGAUUUGUCGCUAGAAUUAACCAAAAGAAUUUUAGACAUGUUACAGAUGAAUACAAUAGACUGAAUGCCAAAAAGCAAUCUACAGGCACACAAUCAGAUCGUGAGGCAGCUAACUUCCCAAAUCAGACCCGCAACAAGAUCCUUGCAGCUCUAUUUGCAGCCAUCGCCAUGACAGGAUAUGCAGUCGCAAAUGGCAUGUUCCAGGACUUCAAAGAUUACGAAAAUUCGCGAGAAUACAACGACAUGUUUGAGAAUGAUGAAGACGACAACUGACGCUGAGUGCGGCUCGGGGGCGCCAGCACCCACGCCCUGACCGCGCACACAACAACCGCCAACAUGCUCUUCGUCCUGGCGACUCUUACACUCCACCAAGUAUCGCGUCUGACAAGGAGUAUAAAAAUAGUUUUAGACUGAUUGCUGUACUGCGAUAUUUUAUUGUUAUGACUAUUUGGAUCAGACGUGAUACAUCCAAGUACUUACUAGUAACUAUUAAUUUUGCACAAAUAUGAAAGUUGUCUCGAGUAUUAUAAUAAGAACUGCAGCAAUCUUACUAUUUACUAGUGUUGGCGG